UCUCCUUCUUCUUUCCGCCAUCCAAACAAAACUAAGAGCCGCAGACGCUUUCGCCCUUCCGUUUUCCUCUUCUUCUGGAGGCCAUCUGUGACCAGGAAAUCGAACAUUCCGAUGGAAACAAGCGCUUUCCAGAUGCCAUCUGAAGUUUUCGAGUCGGAAAACGUUUACCCACUCCCUCUGUCCCACCACCCACCUGAUUUUUUCUCAGGCGAGUGCGACGAGGAGUCUAUGGAUUUGAUGCUAUGUUCUCAUGGUUCGAGAUUUCUGAAGCGUGGGUUCAAUCAUAUGGAUCUGUCAGAGUCAGAGGGGUUUUUGAUGUUUGUAAAUGCUGGUGGUGGAAAGAUUCAAGGGUUGAACUGUUCGGAAGAUGGGUUUUUCAAAGGGGGGGACAUCAUGAGGACGGAAGAAAAGAUCAUCGAAGGGGGAAGCUCACCAAGCAUAUACCAAUGUGCAAGAUUUGGGAAUUUCUGUUAUGUCUUUGACAAUCUUGAGCCAGGGGAGUAUUUCAUUGACCUCCAUUUCGCGGAGAUUGUGAACACAAAUGGGCCUCGCGGGAUGAGGGUAUUCGAUGUCUUCGUACAGGGAGAGAAGGCCCUUGCGGCACUCGAUGUAUAUUCAUGUGUGGGGGCUAACAGGCCUCUUCAGGUUGUAGAUAUUAGGGCAGCUGUUGCUCAACAUGGGGAUGCGAUAACUAUAAGAUUUGAAUCCGUGAUUGGGAGUCCUCUGCUGUCAGGAAUUUGCAUUAGAAGAGCGCCAAAAUUGCCUGCUUCUCUCAUCAACCCCAACUAUGUCGUUUGCAAUAAAUGUUGCGCACAGGUGGAGGUUCCUGCGAAUCAGAUUAAGGACAGGAGCUUGGCAUCACUGGCGAAAUUGGAGAAGAAAAAUCAGGAGCUGGUGAAUCAAUACAAGCUUAAAACUGAUGAAUGCUAUGAAGCCUGGAUGAUGCUUUCAGAAGCAAACGACAAACUCGAGAAGUUGCAAAUUGAAUUGGAGAAGAAAACAUUCCAGUUCGAUUCUCAAGAUCAUGCUCUUGAGGUGAAAGAAGCAAUGUUCAGGGAGGCUAUUGAAAAGUAUGAGAACGGAAAGAAGUUUUGGACGAAUUCCAUUGACAAGUUAAAAGAGCAUAUUCAGGUCCUGAGGAGGGACUAUGUCAAUCUAUCGGAGGAAGCUCACGGGUGCGCAACAUCCAUCCCUGAUCUAAACAAAAUGACCCAUGCAGUUCAAUCAUUGGUCAGACAGUGUGAAGACCUGAAAAUGAAGUACAGUAAAGAGCAAGUGGAGAGGAAAAAACUUUAUAACAAGGUUCUUGAAAUUAAAGGGAAUAUAAGAGUCUUUUGUAGGUGUCGCCCAUUGAGUAAAGAGGAGAUUUCUUCGGGUUCAGUAAUGGUGGCAGACUUCGAAGCAGCCAAAGAAGGUGAACUAGGCAUAAACACUGGUGGUGGUGGUACAAAGAAAACCUUCAAGUUUGACAGGGUUUAUACUCCUAAGGAUGAUCAAGUCGAUGUGUUUUCGGAUGCUUCUGCACUGGUUGUGUCUGUUCUAGACGGCUACAACGUCUGCAUCUUUGCGUAUGGCCAGACUGGUACAGGGAAGACUUUCACGAUGGAAGGAACUGAACAGAGUAGAGGAGUCAAUUACAGGACCUUACAAGAACUUUUCCGAAUUGCAAACGAGAGAAGGGAGACCGUCAGCUAUGAGAUAUUCAUAAGUGUCCUUGAAGUAUACAAUGAGCAAAUACGUGACCUACUCGAUCCUGCACCUUCGUCAAAAAAGUUGGAGGUGAGACAAGAAGCUGAAGGAGUUCAUCAUGUACCUGGAGUUGUGGAGGCCAAAGUGAACAACAUACAGGAGGUCUGGAAGGUGUUUCAAUGUGGGAGCAAUGCCAGGGCAGUUGGGUCCAACAAUGUCAACGAACACAGUAGCCGAUCACACUGCAUGAUCUGCAUAACGGUAAGGGCAAAAAGUUUGAUGAAUGGCGAGUGUACCAAGAGCAAGCUUUGGUUGGUCGACUUAGCAGGCAGUGAGAGACUAGCAAAAACGGAUGCACGUGGGGAACGGCUUAAUGAAGCUAAGAACAUCAACCGUUCACUUUCAGCUCUUGGAGACGUGAUUUCUGCCCUAGCUACCAAAAGUAGCCAUGUCCCAUUCAGAAACUCCAAGCUCACACAUUUGCUGCAAGACUCAUUAGGUGGCGACUCAAAAACCCUGAUGUUUGUCCAAAUCAGCCCAUCAGAUAAGGAUUUGGGUGAAACAUUGAGCUCACUGAGCUUUGCUGCUAGAGUUCGAGGCGUGGAGCUAGGCCCUGCGAAGAGGCAGGUUGAUGUUGGCGAGCAUCAGAAGCAGAAAAGCAUGCUUGACAGAGCAAAACAGGAGUUGAAACUCAAGGACGACUCCGUGAGACAGUUAGAAGAAGGUUGUCAGAAUUUAGAAGUGAAGCUUAAGGGGAAAGAAUUACAGUGUAAGAGCUACCAAGAGAAGAUCAAAGAACUAGAAGGGUGUUAUGAUUUGAAAAUCAAGGAAUUUCAGAACCAGUUAGAGAGGCAGAGGUUGCAGUUUGAAGAGAUUUUGAAGGACAAGGAUGGAAUUUGCAGAACCCUUCAACAAAAGGUCAAAGAGCUCGAGAGCAAACUAAAAGAGCAGCAACAAGGCUCCAGCACCCCAAUGGCAGCAGAACUGCUGAAAUGUGAAAUAGACUCCUACGUUCUAAGGAGCUCAGAUUCAUUAAACCGACCAGCAAGCCGUGAUAGACAUUCACAGCCAGAAUCCAUUCUGCUGAGAGGAGCUGAUUCAUUACAAGAAAUCAAAAGGAAAAGAGAAACUAAAAUGGGCCCUGUGGAUUCUGAGAACAGCAUUCCUCUAACAACAUCAUUACUAGAUAAGAAAGCAAUUCCAUCAGAUAUAAAGAGGCUUAGGCAGAUUGAUUCAUCAAAAGCUUAUGGAAGGCUAUCACGAACAUCAAGGGGAGGUACCCAAAAGGUGGUCUCUGCGAGUAAGCUACACCAAGGAGGAUGGAGAUAGCAACUGUAACGAUAAAGAAGUCUAAGGCUGCAUUACACUUAUAGCAGACUAAUAGUAACUACCAUUAAAGUUCAAAAUUGUCUACCUUUAUGUUGUUGUAGACUAGUUCAGUCGCUAACCAAUACAUGAUGAUUGAGUUGCAAAGAAAUGCAUUUUUCCCAAAUGCAGUUUAGUUUACACGGGUUACAUUGUUUAGAAUGUAAUGACUUGUGUGUACUGUAUUGCUAACUAGCAAUACAUGAUGAUUAAGUUUAGUACUGAUGCAUUUGUAGUAAGCAAUCUGUAUCUUGACUUUGCUUCCAUAUGUAGUCUAGCUUGCAGAUUCCUUGUUCAGAAUUUCAGUAUUAGUUUAUAAGUUAUUUCUAGGUAGAAGAUUGAGUUGACAAACAGUG
Molecule: messenger RNA, 3410 nt
Organism: Nymphaea colorata (pocket water lily)
Lineage: Eukaryota; Viridiplantae; Streptophyta; Magnoliopsida; Nymphaeales; Nymphaeaceae
Product: kinesin-like protein KIN-14R
Exons: 17
Coding region: 112-3018 (968 amino acids)
Biological process (GO): microtubule-based movement
Molecular function (GO): microtubule binding; microtubule motor activity; ATP binding
Source: RefSeq, a predicted model, not a curated record